This is a messenger RNA of Racocetra persica, 294 nucleotides long. The record is from the annotation of a GenBank genome assembly. NCBI's taxonomy places the organism in Eukaryota, Fungi, Glomeromycota, Glomeromycetes, Diversisporales, Gigasporaceae.
CAACAAUUUUCAUAUAAAAAAGAUAAAAAUAUUGCUAAAAAUGAUUAUGAAAAUACAAGUGAUGAUAUUGCUUUAUUCAACUUAGUAAAUAUAUCUACUAUAUUAGCAAGUUCACAAUUAUCUAAUAUUGGUAAAAAUGUUGCUGAAAAUGGUUAUGAAAGUACAAGCAACGAUAAUCAUAAUGAUAUCGCUUUAUCCAACUUAGUAAAUACUGCUAUAUUAACAAGUUUACAAUUGUCUAAUAUUGGUAAUACACUGUCAAAUUUAGAAAUAAAUAUUACAUCUGCUAUAUCA